GGCGCCUUCUUCACUUCUUCUUCGCACGCGUAUUGUCGGAGCUGCCACUCGCCCCUGACUCCAACAUCCGUACCGAGCUUUCUCGUCGAAUUUCCCGACCAACUGCAGACCGAAAAUCUCGCGGUUCAAGAUGAAGUCCAUUGCUUGUCUACUGGUCCUCUUGGCUGUGGCUUACGGCAAGCCCAUCAUCGCCGACCAGGACUCGACGUCAUACAGCCUGUCAGACACCAGCAAGUACCUUGAGAGCAUUGCUCACAUGGCCAUUGUCGAGUCCCUCUCGCCUCUACACACCUCGCUCUCAUCCCUGGAAUCUUCGUGGAUAAACCUUGUGAGCAUCGCUAUCCAGGAACAGGUUUCCAUUCCACAACCUACGGUCCCGAAAAUUGAUGUGAUGAGCAUGCUGACAUGCAAGGCUAAGUAUUCUCCCAAAUACUCCAUGGUCCUAAAGUACAUCACCGAUCAUCAAGACCAGAUCCAGGAGCACAUCGUGAAUGCCAAGAAACUCGAACAAGAUCUGAAGUUCACCUCUCAACUCGUCAUGUACAAGAAGAGCGAUCCGGAUACCAAGGAUGCGAUGACACGGGUCUCGCAGAUGGUGAGCGAUUACCUGAAAGAUUACUCGACAACCAUCUCAUCGAUCAAAUCAACUAUCUGCAGAGAUCAACCAGAUGCACAGGAGGACAAACUCGAGGAUGAUCAUCGGGAUCAAACGAAGCCGUCUCAUCCAUUGAGCGAGGAUUACAUGGAAACUCCACUGUCCUUGUACUUGAAAGGCACCAUGCCCCUUGGCGCUGUAGUGACUAAGGGGUAAGUACUUUGGUUAGAU
Molecule: messenger RNA, 826 nt
Organism: Lytechinus variegatus (green sea urchin)
Lineage: Eukaryota; Metazoa; Echinodermata; Echinoidea; Temnopleuroida; Toxopneustidae
Product: sperm-activating peptides-like
Exons: 7
Coding region: 131-811 (226 amino acids)
Source: RefSeq, a predicted model, not a curated record